This is a messenger RNA of Bacillus rossius redtenbacheri, 3448 nucleotides long. It is a transcript of the gene Atu, whose product is annotated as another transcription unit protein. The record is from RefSeq and is a predicted model, not a curated record. Gene Ontology annotation, cellular component: nucleus; Cdc73/Paf1 complex. Gene Ontology annotation, biological process: transcription elongation by RNA polymerase II; positive regulation of transcription elongation by RNA polymerase II. Bases 101 to 3232 code for a protein of 1043 amino acids. NCBI's taxonomy places the organism in Eukaryota, Metazoa, Arthropoda, Insecta, Phasmatodea, Bacillidae. Gene Ontology annotation, molecular function: RNA polymerase II C-terminal domain phosphoserine binding. The transcript is spliced from 10 exons.
ACGGUUGUUGUUAUAGUGUUGUUUGCCGUCUGCUCCGUGGUAGUACUGCUCAGGAUAAUAAUUGGAAUAUUGUUAACUGUUGGUUACUGCAUUGUUGGAAAUGGUUUUGGGAGAUUCGAGUGACGCUGAAUCAGCUGACAGAGGAUCUGGCACUGGCUCAGACUCUGACAGCGAAGGAGGUUCUAGUGGUUCAAGUCACAGCAGCAGUCGUAGUGGUAGUCCUGUUUCGCAAAGUGGACCUGCAUUAACUCCCAGCAGAGCAUCAGGAGAUGAAGCUCAUUCAGGCAGUGAACAUGGGUCACCUGCUAAAAGCACUUCAGCCACGCCAGCUCGCUCAGACGAAGGGGGCUACUCGACAGGAUCGCCGAGCUCUGAUGGCGAAGGUUCUCCCAGAUCUGGCUCUGCAAGCCCACUUUCUGGUGCAGGAUCUGCAAGUCCUCAGUCAGUACACUCGAACGCCAGCAGUCAUCAUUCGGCGCAGUCCACCGGCAGCCAGAGAUCCGCACGAUCUGCGAUGAGCCGGAGAUCAAACGUGAGCCACUACUCCAAACGAUCAGUCAGAAGCCAGCAGUCUUCCCGGUCGCAUGCACAGAGCCAAAACUCGGAUGGCUCUGCAAGUCCGUCGUCUAGACCGGGCAGUGCAGCGUCGCAAAGUCCGCCUGGCUCACCAACUUCAGACCCUGAAAGUGAACAUUCUGAAGCCAGUGCUCAUUCUCGCCACUCAAAUACUAGUCAGACCUCGAAAGUUAGUGUAAGGUCGAAGGCAAGCGGCAGUGCACCUUACUCCAAUGCUAGUGUUCAUUCUCCCACAUCAGAUGCUAGCGCUCAUUCUCCUAGAUCUAAUGCGAGUGCACGCACGGGACGUUCAAUUGCAAGCGCACAUUCUCCAAGAUCAAAUGCAAGUGCUCAUUCGCCUGAAUCUGAUACAAGUGCUCAUUCCCGAAGGUCUGAUGCAAGCCCCCAUUCUCCAAAAUCUGAUGCAAGUGUUCACUCACCGCGAUCCAAUGCAAGUGUUCGUUCCCGCAAGUCCAAAGCAAGUGCUCACUCACCCAAGUCGGAUGGAAGUGGCCGCUCUCAGAGUCCACAUUCUGUUAGGUCGGAUGUGAGUGCCCAUUCACCAGCAUCACAUCCGAGCGCCCAUUCUCCAGCAUCACAUCCGAGUGCCCAUUCCCCUGUGCAUUCCCCGCAGUCGAAUGUAAGUGCACAUUCGCCGAAGUCAAAUGUUAGUGCACAUUCACCAAGAUCUAAUGCAAGUCCACUGUCUCCAAGGUCUAAUGCAAGUGCACAUUCUCCAAGAUCUAAUGCAACUGCACAUUCUCCAAGAUCUAAUGCAACUGCACAUUCUCCAAGAUCUAAUGCAACUGCACAUUCUCCAAGAUCUAAUGCAACUGCACAUUCUCCAAGGUCUAAUGUAAAUGCACAUUCACCUAGAUCUAAUGCAAGUGCACAUUCCCCAAGGUCUAAUGUAAGUCCACAUUCUCCAAAAUCCAAUUUAAGUGCACCUUCCCCAAAGUCCAAUUUAAGUGCACAUUCCCCAAGGUCUAUUGCAAGUGCUCAUUCCCCAAGGUCUAUUGCAAGUGCUCAUUCCCCAAGGUCUAAUACUAGUGCACACACUCCAAGAUCCAAAGCUGGCAGGCACUCGCCAGCUUCAGAUGCGAGUGGUCAUUCUCCGAAAUCCCAUCAUUCGCCAGCUGCUUCUGUGGGCAGCAAGCGUUCUGCAUCGAAGUCCCGCUCGCCAAGCGUGGAGAAACAGGCCGCUGCAGAAUCUGAGCUUGAAGAGAGGGGCUCUGUUAAGAGGAAGGCACCAGACUCAGGUGCCAGUGAUGAUGAAGCGGGCAAGAAAUCUGGGUCUGAUGCCGAGGAUAGCGAUGGUGGCAGGGCCGGUAAGAGCACGCUGAGCGACGGCAGUGGUUCGGACGUCGACGUACGCAAGAAGCCCAAGAAGAAGGCUCGCAUUGGCUCCGGGAGCGAAGACGAAGGCGGAGUGCACGCGAGCGGCCAGGAGAGCGAGGACGAGGCAGGAAAACCCACAGCCACCGCCGAGGCGCUGUUCGGAGACGCUGACGACAUCAGCUCGGACGAGGAGGCCCAGGCCGUCGCUGCCAAGGACCGCUCCCCGGAGAGGUCGGAGGACGAGCGGGAUGGAGACCGGGACCGGGACCGGGACAGUGAUGCCGAGCGAGACCGGGAACGAGACGACGAAGGAGACGAGCCGAGGGCAGUUGUCGAAGAGGAAGCAGAAAAAGAAGAACCUUUGCCUGAGACGAGAAUUGAUGUCGAGAUUCCAAAGAUCAGUGCAGACUUGGGGCGAGAUAUUCACUUUGUGAAGUUGCCAAACUUCUUGUCUGUGGAGACCCGACCCUUCGAUGGAGACACCUACGAGGAUGAGAUAGACGAGGAGGAAACCUUGGACGAGGAGGGAAGGGCGAGGCUGAAGCUGAAAGUCGAGAACACCAUCCGAUGGCGCGACGUGCUGGAGAAGGACGGCACAGUCUCCAAGGAGAGCAAUGCAAGGUUCAUCCGGUGGUCGGACGGAAGCAUGUCCCUUCACCUGGGCUCGGAAAUAUUUGAUGUGUACAAACAGCCGUUGCAGGGAGACCACAACCACCUGUUCAUCAGGCAGGGGACAGGUCUGCAGGGGCAGGCGGUGUUCCGCACCAAGCUCACGUUCCGGCCGCACUCCACCGAGUCCUUCACCCACCGCAAGAUGACCCUCUCCCUGGCCGACCGGUCGCAGAAGACGUCCGGCAUCAAGGUUCUGUCGCAGGUCGGCUGGGACCCGGAGCAGAACCGCGGCGAGAUGAUCAAGAAAGAGGAAGAGCGCCUCCGAGCGUCGAUGAGGCGGGAGAGCAAGCAGAAGCGCGUGCGCGAGCGGGGAGCGAACCGGGGCCUGAGCUCCGGCUACCUGGAGCCCGACCACCGCGACGAGGAGGGCUCGGAGGACGAGGGGGCCAUCUCGCUGGCCGCCAUCAAGAGCAAGUACAAGAAGGGCGGUGCGUCCAAGACUGAAAACAGACCUCCAAUUUAUUCAUCAGAUGAGGAAGGUUCUGACUUUGAAGCUAGGCGAGCCAAAAAACAGGACAAAUCCAAAGCCCUGAAAGACUCUGAUGAUGAAUCCGAAAAAUCUGGCUCGGGUUCGGAGUCUGGUUCGGAAGCUGAAGAUGCUGAAGAAAAUGACGAGGAAGUUGAAAACAAAGAUGGCAGCGGAGAUGAUGAAGGUGAUGAUGAGUGAAAGGAAACUAUUCAAACUAUUUUGUCAUGGUGUAUUUUUUGUGUGUGUAAAUAUUAAGGUGUUUUGUAUUUGGUCUGAAGCAAGACAAUGUACAUUCAAGUAAAAGUGUUGCAUUUUGAAAAUAACAUACUGUGUACUGUGGCACAUACUAUGAUGCUUUUCUGUAUACAAUUUAGUUAUAUACAAUUGAGGUGAAAUAUAAGUUAUAUUUAUAUA